AUUCGGCGUUGCAACAGCCCUUGUCACCCAUCAGGUGUCCUCCAUACGUGAGCGCACACCGUAACGAUGAGCGGCCGUUACUACACGGCUCUGUGCCUCCUCCAAACCUGUCACGUGCUCUUCCACCUCGUGCAACUCCCCGACGCUCUACCGCCUCCUCUGCCUCCUCCUCCUGCUGCCCUUCAUCGCCACCAGCCAGAACGCGUCGCCAACAGCCUCGUGCCGGAGUCGAACUCGGCGCGCGGGGCUCCGCGGCUCGAGCGAGACGACCCCCCGCCCGCCUACCGGGCGAUGUUGCGGGCGUGGGGGGAAUGGAGGGCGAUGGCGAUGAUGGAGAGCGCGGAGGAGAGAGGGGAAGAAGAGAGGCGGGAGGGGGAAAAGAUUCACGGGAAGUCGGCGCGAUGCCCCGUGCCGCCCCGCGAGCAGCAGCUGUGCGCGCUGCGUCACUUGGCCGAUGACAGCGGCACCGAGCUCCUGGACGCCGAGUCGCCGUUACCAUGGCCGGGAGCUUUGCCUGCCCGCUCGCUCGCUCGCUCGCUGGAGGCGGAGGGCAGGAGGUGGAAGAGGUGCGCCGUGGUGGCGAACUCCGCCUCGCUCCUCGCCGCUGAGAUGGGAGCCGAGAUCGAUUCCCACGACGCCGUCCUGCGAUUCAACACGGCUCCCACCACGGGAUACGAGCGUCACGUGGGCAGCAAGACGACAGUCCGCCUCAUCAACUCAAUGGUGGUGACGCGGAAAAAGUUUAACUUCCACACGGACCCGCUCUACAAAGACGUCAUUCUGGUUCUGUGGGACACUCCUCCUCCCAACUGCGACGUGUCCUUGUGGUACCGCAACAGGAACGCGCCGUUCUUCGACGCCUACGUGGCCCAUCGGCGCCAGCGUCCUGGCCAGCACUUCUACCUGCUGCACCCUCGCUUCGUGCGCGGCGCGUGGGGCCUCGUGCAGGAGAACCUGGGCAUGUGCCACGCCCGCCAGACCCCCACGUCCUCGGGGUUCCUGGGCGUGAUGCUGAUGAUGUCGUUGUGCGAAGAGGUGGACGUCUACGAUUACAUCCCUCCGCAAGGACGCGCCUCCCGCCGUUGUCACUACUUCGAGCCGGGCGAUGACCCGGCGUGUUCCAUGGGGGGCCGUCACCCCAUCACCAGCGAGAAGUUGUUCGCGCUGCGCCUCUCCGCACACGCGGCCGAGCGAGCCUUCAGCAGCGGCCGACUUCACCUGCCCGGCCUCAACAAGCUCACCUGUCCACACUGACCGGCCUCACCUGGUCCACACUUCGCUCCGUGAACUCACCAACCGGUUAAAUCUCAGUUAAUCCAGACACGCCAGCCUUACAUCUACUCUCAGCUGGUUCCAUCAACCAACCAAUCAACCCACCUGCCCUUUGGAACCUCAGCCUGCCCACACUUAGCUCUGUGACACAGUAAAGCAACCAUUUGGCGGCAGGGUGAUGGCACAGAGGUAACGCUCGUGGCCUCACAGCAAGAAGGCUCCUGGGUUCGAUUCCUGACUCGGGCACCUUUCUCUGUAUAGUCUGUAUGUUCUCCCCUGUUAUGGAUGAUUGUCUUCCCACGUUCUUUAGUUUCAUCUCAGAACUAUCGAAAACAUCAUUGGUGUUAGCCAUGAUACGCCUCGAUGCUUAUAACUUACCUGCUAAAGUACACAAUUGGGAUUGCAUAUAACAUCAUCACCCGCUACUGCCAAGAACUUGGCAGGACCCUCCACAGAAAGAGUCUUGAUCUCAGUGAGGCUCUCCUCGUAAGCGAUCAUAACUAACCUCAUCUGCCCAGAUAUCUGCAAUCCAACCAACCAGCAAUCAUGGUGGACACUAUUUAUGGUGGACACCACACAUGGUUGUGCACUGCCCCAUGUGUCCUUGGCUCACGAAGUAAAUGGGCACUAGAACAAAAGCUCGGAGAGGUGAGAUCAGCGCAUUGAAACACAUUCCUCCUGCGGAGGGAGCUGGUAGGAACGUUGGGUUACUCGGUCAAUUGCCAGGGUCAACGGGGGCGUGGUGUAUUCCGCAAAUAUGGCCGACUGUGAGGGCGGGCACAAGCCGGCGUGAGUAGGUUAAACGUUGAGUUUUAUAAGGGCACCACGGGGUGACCAGACCCUCCCCACCCAGCCCCACCCCUCCCACCCCCCACCCAGC
Lethenteron reissneri (Far Eastern brook lamprey) is the source of this 2152-nucleotide messenger RNA. Its product is annotated as beta-galactoside alpha-2,6-sialyltransferase 2-like. NCBI's taxonomy places the organism in Eukaryota, Metazoa, Chordata, Hyperoartia, Petromyzontiformes, Petromyzontidae. Gene Ontology annotation, cellular component: Golgi apparatus. Gene Ontology annotation, molecular function: beta-galactoside alpha-2,6-sialyltransferase activity. The record is from RefSeq and is a predicted model, not a curated record. Gene Ontology annotation, biological process: sialylation.